AUGAAACCUCAAGCUGAAAUGUUGUUUAGGAAGAGUAAUAGUGGGAUCAGCUUGAACUUUGAUAGCUCUAGCUGCACACCUACCAUGUCAUCCACUAGGUCUUUCAUCUCUUCCCUUAGUAUAGAUGGUAGUGUGGCUAAUUUCGACAACGGGAACGCCUUCCGUUUGAUCGGGGCACCUCGAUCACCGGAUCAGGGUUCCCGACACCAGAAGAAGUGUAUCGUCAAGGGUGAAGAUGCGAGUAUCAAAUAUGGGACUAGUGGUAAAUGCCAUUGCUCGAAAAAGAGGAAACAUAGAGUGAAGAGAUCAAUCACGGUGCCUGCUGUCAGUAACAAGCUUGCCGAUAUCCCUCCCGAUGAUUAUUCGUGGAGGAAAUACGGGCAGAAGCCGAUCAAGGGUUCUCCUCACCCUAGGGGAUAUUACAAAUGUAGCAGUAUGAGAGGUUGCCCUGCAAGGAAGCACGUCGAGAGGUGCCUGGAAGAGCCGUCCAUGCUUACCGUUACCUAUGAAGGCGAGCAUAACCACCCAAAGUUACCGUCACAAACGACGGCAUAGUCUCGAUGGAAACUCUGCUGAAGAAUUCAAGUCUUCAAUGUUCAAUCUAUUAUGGUUGGCUCGACUCGGCCGUGUAAAUAUUUCGCAUGGGGCAUA
Molecule: messenger RNA, 651 nt
Organism: Hibiscus syriacus
Lineage: Eukaryota; Viridiplantae; Streptophyta; Magnoliopsida; Malvales; Malvaceae
Product: probable WRKY transcription factor 21
Exons: 3
Coding region: 1-555 (184 amino acids)
Biological process (GO): regulation of DNA-templated transcription
Molecular function (GO): DNA-binding transcription factor activity; sequence-specific DNA binding
Source: RefSeq, a predicted model, not a curated record